Phragmites australis (common reed) is the source of this 2173-nucleotide messenger RNA. RefSeq names its product altered inheritance of mitochondria protein 3-like. Lineage: Eukaryota; Viridiplantae; Streptophyta; Magnoliopsida; Poales; Poaceae. The record is from RefSeq and is a predicted model, not a curated record. The coding region runs from base 197 to 1951 and encodes 584 amino acids. The transcript is spliced from 3 exons.
AGAUUCGGUGAACAAACACACGGUAACACUCUAGUGGCACAGGCCAAACCGUCCAAGACGUCAUACUUCUUUCACAGUAAUUCCUCUUCGUCCUCCCCUCCCCCUUUCCAGCCAGUAGUACCAAACGACCACCGCCCCCUUCCCUUCUCCUCCAAGCAAGCCGCCCGCCCCGACAGGGCAAAACCCUAGCCCUGCGAUGUCCGGCUCCGGCGCCCCCUCGGGCCGUGGCUCCGGCGGCGGAGGCUCCCGCGGCUUCGACUUCGGCACCGACGACGUACUCUGCUCCUACGACAACUUCGCCACCCCCUCCGAGCCCAAGCGCCCCGAUCCGGCCGACAAGGAUUUUCAUGACAGCAGAUUGGGGAGACCAUUUGUGAAAGUUUCUGAACAAGAAAGUUAUGGCAAGGAGGAUGUACUUUCUGCUGUUGAGAAGUGCAUGAAAAAGUAUGCUGAUAAUUUGCUACGAUCUCUUGAGGGAAUCACUAGUCGGCUUUCACAACUGGAGAUUUAUUGCUAUAAGCUUGAGAGGUCCAUAGGUGAACUUCGAAGCGAUGUGCUUCGUGAUGAGACUGAUCAAAGAUUGAAGUCUCUUGAGAAGCAUCUACAUGAAGUGCACAGGUCUAUCCAAAUUCUUAGGGACAAACAAGAGUUAGCUGAAACUCAGAAGGAAUUGGCCAAAUUUCAACUUACACAAGAUACAUCAAAGAAGGAAGAUUUGCCAGCACCAUCUCUUCCUGAGCCAAAGAAGCGUGCAGAAAAGCCAGAUACAUCAGGCCAACAAUUGGCCAUUGUUUUGCCUCAACAGAUGAACUCGCAAUCACUUGCACCUAGAGCUUCUGAAUCAGUCCAACAGAACAAGGAUCAACCUGUGCAACAGCCAGCCCCUACCCCUCCUGUGCCACAGCAGGACCGCUAUGUUCUUAGCCAAGCCAUCGUCUACUAUCCACAGCGCCAAGCCCCAGGUAUCCAGGACGCGCAGGGGCAGCAAUUGCAACCAGUGCAGUACUUACGAGCAGGACCCCCAACUCAAGAUGUUCUGGUCCAUGCUUCAUCCCAACAGCCUCAGGCCGCAAAUCGAACUCAGCCGCAGUCUUAUCCUCCUUACCAGCAGCAGUGGCACCAGCAAUCAUCCCAGCCGACUCCUGCACCAGUGGUCCAGCCACAGCAGACUUUCUCAGAGCCAUUUCCUCCACCUGCCCAGCAGCCCCAACUAUCCAAUGUUCAGCAGUUUCCUCCACAGCCAGUGCAGCAGGCCCAAUCCAAUGCUCAACAGUAUCCUGCACCAUCUGUGCAACCACAGCAAUCUAAUCCUCAGCAUCCUCCUCAGGUAAUGCAACCCCAACAUCCUCCUGUGCAAACUCAGAUGAGACCUCAAACUCCACCAAACUACCCUCAUUAUCCACCCCAGCAGCCCUUGAACCCUGCCCCUGAAACUAUGCCUGGCAAUGUGGCUAUGCAAGGACAAUACAACACUGUUGCUGCAUCAGGUGGGAGCCGUUCUGAAGUGCCGUACUCAUACAGAGGACCUGGCAUCUCUCAGCCUCCACCGCAACACAGCAUGCAAAGGCACCAACUACCACCUUCAAGUCAGGGCUCCUUUGGGCCACCUCCAAGCAAAGGGUCCUAUGCCGGCCCUCCACAAUAUGCGCCACAGGGCAAUUUGCAAGGCUACAACACGGGUUACGGCUACCCACCGAGCGGCCCUUCAGCAAUCCAGCCACCACCGAUGCCCCCAGGUAGUGUUGGCAUGAACCAUCCAGGGUCGCAUAUGAUGCGUGGCCAUCCUUACGGAGAAAUGAUCGAGAAGGCAAUCUCCAUGGGAUAUCCAAGGGACCAAGUGCUGAAUGUGACACAGAGGAUGGCCGAGAGCGGCCAGCCAAUAGAUUUCAAUGCACUACUUGAUAGGCUGAACGAAGCAGGGUCCGCCGGUGCUUCCCCUCGCGCGUGGUGAUUUGAUCCAGGUUGGGCAUCGUGCUCGGUCGACUGUUGUGACUUAUGACCGUUAUCACGCAGCUAAAUAAAUAAGAUUUGAGCUGAUGCCGUGUGUCGCUUGUCAGGACGAUGUACAUAUAUAAUUGGACUCGAGUUUCAUGUAAUUGCUGGGGCACGUGUACUACGAACGUAUCAUGUCGAUUGGACUAUUCAGAUCUAUUCUAAAGCAAAUUAUUGCCAA